UUGGUUCGGGGCGGCGGUCGCUGGCCAUGGGGCUCGGGGCGGCAGCCGGGGCCCUGCUGGUGGCACUGGGGGUGCUGGGAGCCCCCCCGGGUGCGGGCGCGGAGCUCUCGGGGGUGUUCCAGCACGUGUUUAAGAGCGAGUGUUACUUCAUUAACGGCACGGAGAAGGUGAGGUUUGUGGACAGGUACAUCUACAACCGGCAGAUGUGGGCGAUGUUCGACAGCGAUGUGGGGCACUACGUGGGAUUCACCCCCUUUGGGGAGAGGAAUGCCAAGCACUGGAACAGCGACCCGGCCAUAAUGGAGUACCAACGGACUUCGCUGGACACGUACUGCCGGCACAACUACGAGGUGUCCCGCCCGUUCAUCACGGAGCGCCGAGUGCCCCCCAGCGUGUCCAUCUCGCUGGUGCCCGCCUCGAGCUCCCAGCCCGGCCGGCCGCCUGCUGUGCUCCGUGAUGGAUUUCUACCCUGCUGCCAUCCAGGUGAGGUGGUUCCAGGGCCAGCAGGAGCUGUCGGAGCACGUGGUGGCCACGGACGUGGUGGCCAACGGGGACUGGAGCUACCAGCUGCUGGUGCUGCUGGAAACGCCGCCCCGGCGCGGGCUGAGCUACAGCUGCCAGGUGGAGCACGUCAGCCUGGAGCAGCCGCUGAGGCGGCACUGGGAGAUGGCGCCGGACGCCGGCCGCAGCAAGAUGCUGACGGGCAUCGGGGGCUUGGUCUUGGGCUCGGUCUUCGUGGCGCUGGGGCUCGGCUUCUACGUGCGCAAGAAGAGCUCCUGAGGCGGCGGCGGCCGCAGCCCAGAGGCCAAAAAAAAACCCAACCAAUGAAAGCGCUGCCAAAAACCACGCCCGACCAAUCAGGGAGCGCGUCCCUCAUGACCCCGCGCCGCUCCGGGCUGGGUCUCGCAGUGGAGCGCGGUUGGUUCGGGGCGGCGUCGCUGGCCAUGGGGCUCGGGGCGGCAGCCGGGGCCCUGCUGGUGGCACUGGGGGUGCUGGGAGCCCCCCCGGGUGCGGGCGCGGAGCUCUCGGGGGUGUUCCAGGAGAUGUUUAAGGGCGAGUGUUACUUCAUUAACGGCACAGAGAAGGUGAGGUACGUGGUGAGGUUCAUCUACAACCGGCAGCAGUACCUGAUGUUCGACAGCGACGUGGGGCACUACGUGGGGUUCACCCCCUAUGGGGAGGUGAAUGCCAAGCGCUUGAACAGCGACCCGGCUGAACUGGAGUACAGACGAAAUGAGGUGGACAGGUACUGUCGGGUCAGCUACGAGGUGUCCACCCCGUUCAUCACAGAGCGCCGAGUGCCCCCCAGCGUGUCCAUCUCGCUGGUGCCGGCCUCGAGCUCCCAGCCCGGCCCCGGCCGCCUGCUGUGCUCCGUGAUGGAUUUCUACCCCGCUGCCAUCCAGGUGAGGUGGUUCCAGGGCCAGCAGGAGCUGUCGGAGCACGUGGUGGCCACCGACGUGGUGGCCAACGGGGACUGGAGCUACCAGCUGCUGGUGCUGCUGGAAACGCCGCCCCGGCGCGGGCUGAGCUACAGCUGCCAGGUGGAGCACGUCAGCCUGGAGCAGCCGCUGAGGCGGCACUGGGAGAUGGCGCCGGACGCCGGCCGCAGCAAGAUGCUGACGGGCAUCGGGGGCUUGGUCUUGGGCUCGGUCUUCGUGGCGCUGGGGCUCGGCUUCUACGUGCGCAAGAAGAGCUCCUGAGGCGGCGGCGGCCGCAGCCCCUCCC
Molecule: messenger RNA, 1725 nt
Organism: Melozone crissalis (California towhee)
Lineage: Eukaryota; Metazoa; Chordata; Aves; Passeriformes; Passerellidae
Biological process (GO): antigen processing and presentation of exogenous peptide antigen via MHC class II; peptide antigen assembly with MHC class II protein complex; immune response
Cellular component (GO): membrane; MHC class II protein complex
Molecular function (GO): MHC class II protein complex binding
Source: RefSeq, a predicted model, not a curated record